Molecule: messenger RNA, 231 nt
Organism: Gongylonema pulchrum
Lineage: Eukaryota; Metazoa; Nematoda; Chromadorea; Rhabditida; Gongylonematidae
Source: the annotation of a GenBank genome assembly
AUGGAAAUGUGUAGCAAUUUUGAUGCGUACGAGUUGCGGCGCUUAGCACGUCGCUUCAAGAAGCUUGAUUUGGACGGUUCGGGGAGCUUGAGCGUGGACGAGUUCAUGUCACUGCCGGAAUUGCAGCAAAAUCCACUAGUCCAGAGAGUUAUAGAUAUAUUCGAUGAAGAUGGCAAUGGCGAAGUUGAUUUCAGAGGUUUCCCACUUUUUUACCUUUUUUUUUUUCCGUGA